Messenger RNA from Penicillium pulvis, 1911 nucleotides. Its product is annotated as Zn(II)2Cys6 transcription factor. Gene Ontology annotation, biological process: regulation of DNA-templated transcription. Gene Ontology annotation, molecular function: DNA-binding transcription factor activity, RNA polymerase II-specific; zinc ion binding. NCBI's taxonomy places the organism in Eukaryota, Fungi, Ascomycota, Eurotiomycetes, Eurotiales, Aspergillaceae. The record is from RefSeq and is a predicted model, not a curated record. Bases 1 to 1911 code for a protein of 636 amino acids. The transcript is spliced from 2 exons.
AUGACCAAAGGUUGUUAUACAUGCCGUCGCCGUCGCAUCAUUUGCGACAAUGGCCAGCCUACCUGUCGGAAAUGCCGAGAUGCGGGGAAAGAAUGUUUGGGUUACCAAAAACCAUUGGUGUGGGUCAAGGGUGGUGUGGCUAGUCGGGGCAAAAUGAUGGGUCGGAGCUUCGACGAUGUUAAGACGCCAGCCAGUGCUUCCAACAGUCGGAAUUCGCCCGUUUCAAACGAACCGAAUGUCAAUCUGGGAUUAUUCCCUACGGAGCCGUCCGAUACUGAAUCUUCACCAAACUCGGCGGCCCAGGCCAGCCCUGAAACAGAUUGGAUUCAAGAAGUAUUAGAUGCAGGGAAUUUUGAUGAUGUCUUUGGACUUCCAGAAGGGGGCUUCUUGGAGUCAAAUCCACCGGAGUUGCCCGAAACUGCAGUGGUUCAUGCUCCGCAGAACGGAUUCAUCCAAUAUAUUCCAGCUCCGUGGGGGAUGGUUGAUCCUUUGUUAAAGGAUUUCAAUCCGGUGUGUAGAAUGUAUCUCAAACACUACCAUGAAUAUAUGACGAACGACUUUUUGGUCUAUCCACAGCUGAAGAAUCCCUACCGGGAUAUGCUCGCUUUAGUUGGAAACUCACCCCUUAUGGCAAAUGUAUUGUCUGCGAUGGGAGCUCUACACUACUCUCUGAUCUCCAACUCUGACUCGUCUAUGAUGCCUUGGUCAACCCAAAAUCCCUUGUCCACCAAUUCUCUCUUAUCGUCAGAAGAUAUCGAGAACAUGAUUAUCCCAACAAGCUCUCGGCAAACAACUUCAAAAGCUUACCACCAUUUCCUGGAAUACAAGCAACGCACGCUCAAACAGUUAUCCAAAGACCUUUCCAACCCGGCCAAGCAAAAUGCUGAUAUUACUCUCGCGGCUGUCGUCAUCCUCGCUCUUCUGGAUCUAUUCGAGUCCGGCAGCGGGGCAUGGAGCUACCACAUCGAAGGAGCAAAGAAAAUCAUGAGGAGUCGACCCGAGAGCCAAAUUGGUCAAGGCAUUCUCCAGGGACUCGAAACAGUCGCUAUUGAUGGAUGCUUAAUCAUGGAAAUCAUGGGAUCUACGCUCGCAAGACCCGGCGCUCUCUCCAAACCCUUCUACUCCCAAGCAAUGGGCCCAGAAAUGCUCAAGCGUCUCGAAGAAACAUCUUGGGUCGGCUGCCCCGCCUACCUUCUUGAAGUCAUUUUCUAUGUCCACACACUCUGGUACCAAGACUCCGAGUUAGCACCCUCAGCCCCCCAACCAUCCACCCUCGGGGUCUCCAUGCAGGAAGGCCAACCACUCUCCCGGGAAUCCUUCGCCCAGCUCCUCCAAGGAAUUCGUACCUUCGACCCAGUCUCCUGGGCCCAAGAAAUGCAGACUUACUUCUUCCUUGACGAUAUCUCCCCCCGCAUCGCCCUCGCAAGCGCCUACCAAGCCGCUGUCUACCUCUACACCAGCCGCGUCCUCUCAAAAACCAGGGAAGGCUACACAGCCCCAUGGCUCGAAACUAAUCUCCCCUCCGAUCACUCUCAAAUCGCACACGACCUCAUUACCCGCAUUUGUUCCGUCCCUACCUCAGAUCCCCACUUCAAAUGCCUUAUCUGGCCCUCUUUCAUCGCAGGCGCAGAAUGUCGCCGUCUAUCGCAGCGCUCGCUUGUUCUGGAAAAACUGGGCGCUCUCUACCAGGCUGUGACGAGUGUUAAUGUCCGUAAUGCGGCGUGGGUGCUUAGGCUCAUGUGGCAAAAACAAGAUCUCAAGCGCCGGGAGCGGGAGAAUGUUCCUUAUGGCCUUGUUGAUGGACUGUUGCCGAAGGACGCUUUUCAGGAUAAUGAAGAUGAAACAUUUGAUUCUUCUUUUGAUUGGGUGGAUGAGUUGGACGCAUCCCGGCUUGACUGGUUGUUUAUAUAA